Molecule: messenger RNA, 504 nt
Organism: Laetiporus sulphureus 93-53
Lineage: Eukaryota; Fungi; Basidiomycota; Agaricomycetes; Polyporales; Laetiporaceae
Product: cytochrome b5
Exons: 6
Coding region: 24-425 (133 amino acids)
Cellular component (GO): endoplasmic reticulum membrane; intracellular membrane-bounded organelle
Molecular function (GO): heme binding
Source: RefSeq, a predicted model, not a curated record
GACUACCUUCCUCCUUCAUCGUCAUGGCCGAAACAAAAAUCAUUACCUACGAGGAGCUCAAGGCCCACAACUCGAAAGAGAGCCUGUACAUACUCAUUCAUCAGAAGGUUUACGAUGUGGCAAAGUUCAUUGACGAGCACCCCGGAGGAGACGAAGUGAUUCUAGCGGAGACCGGCAAGGACGCUACCGAGGCGUUCGAGGACGUCGGCCACUCGGAUGAAGCUCGUUCCAUCCUCAAGGACCUCUACGUCGGCGACUUCGAGAAGGACGGCGUUCUGAAGGCCAAGCCUGCCUACGACAAUUCUUCAACAAGCCACGCUGUCAACAGUGCGGUUCAACAAGGGUCGAAUCUGAUGUACUUUGUUCCGCUCGCGAUGCUGGGUGCCUACUUCGCAUGGCGAUACUAUUCGAGCGGCUCUGUGUAAAAUGCUGUUCUGGUUAUCGCGCUUUGUUGUCAUACACCGGUAGAAUUGCUCCAUGUUAUCUAUGCAUCUUGGACUGGGA